AUGGCUACUGCAUCAUGUCCUGCUCCUGUGAAGCAGAUGGAAACACUUUUAGAGUGUUCUGUUUGUAUGGAGACAUUGACUCAACCACGGACAUUGUCAUGCUAUCAUUCAUUUUGUAAACACUGCUUGGAGAAUUAUGUCGCAAUUCACCGCGAGAAGGCAGUUAAAGCUAAAGCUUCAGUACCAGAAAUCUUUGAAUGUCCAUUAUGCCGCACGGAGUUUUCAGUCAAAGAAGGGGAAAAUAUUGGUGAGAAAAUGCCAGCAAACCACUUUAUUAACAACCUGUUGGAAUUGCUCAGCAUACAGCAACAAGCCCAUCAUGUAGAAUGCCAGUCGUGUAAAGCGAACGCUCCUGCGGCGAGCAGAUGCAUAUCAUGUGAGAAAUAUCUGUGUCAUAAAUGUCUGGAUGUCCACAACAACUGGCCUGACUUUGAGGAUCAUGUCCUUUUGACGUUGGAAGAACUAUCUAAGCCAGAAAACCGAGCGAAGGCGAAAGCCAAACCUCGUUGUGAGAAACACGACAAAGUUCUGAAGUUUUACUGUGAAACAUGCGAAGUCCUUGUUUGUCGAUACUGCAUGGAUCUUAAUCACACUCGACCUGAACAUACGUGGUUCCCUUUGACAGACGUUGUUGUACAGCACAAAGAAGCUUUGAAAGCAUCUUCCGGUAUAUUUGAGAAGCAAAAAAAUGAUGCAGCCGAGAGUAAUCGUAAGAUUGAGGAGGCAAUGGAGACCCUGAAGAAAAAUGCUACAAAAGCAAGAGACGCCAUCAAGCAGCAGCAACAGAAUAUUCUAAAUGCGUUUACCAAGAAACUCGAGAAAGAAACGACAGCCUUGCUUGACCAAGUUGACAUGAAGUACAGGGAAGUCAGCAAGCCUCUGUUAAAGCAACAAACUAACGUGAAAGCUUAUUUCGAAAAAGCAAAAAGUUCGUUGGAUUUUACCAGCAAUAUUCUUUCCAGUGGAAGCGACGAGGUACUCCUUUCUCUCAAACACGAGAUUGAGGAAAAAGCUGGAAGCAUUGAGAAUGAACGACCAGAAUUUAUGGAGCCAGUCCACGAUGGCCUCUUUGAAUAUCAUCCAAAACCGACCAAAGACAUCAUGGAGAAUUUGAAGUUGAAUCACUUAGGAAAAAUUGAUCCUAGAGAGUAUGAGUAUAAACGUUCCGAGUCGUCAUUUCUGUUUUCCUUAAAAAAUAAGGCGAAUAUGAGCCCCUUCAAGUGCCAGAUGAAAGAUGGUCGAAAUGACGAAGCAAUCUACUGUGAAUAUAAGUUUGGACCAGUCUUUGGUCGUACUGGUAAUGGUUUUGGUCAUGAUCUGGCUAUCUGCCCUAACGCCAACACAACCCAAGGUUCAAAAAGCAACCUUGGUGAUACAUAUCAACCUCCUCCAGGAUAUGAACCUGGAGCCCCAGAAACCAAAGCUCUGUUGGCGGGCAGCUACGGAUUCACUCCAUCAGAAAUUGAAGUUUUUUGCACCCGAAUCAUUUUAAUUGAUUUUACAUGA
Messenger RNA from Dendronephthya gigantea, 1506 nucleotides. RefSeq names its product E3 ubiquitin-protein ligase TRIM33-like. Gene Ontology annotation, cellular component: nucleoplasm; chromatin. Gene Ontology annotation, molecular function: ubiquitin-protein transferase activity; zinc ion binding. NCBI's taxonomy places the organism in Eukaryota, Metazoa, Cnidaria, Anthozoa, Malacalcyonacea, Nephtheidae. Gene Ontology annotation, biological process: positive regulation of DNA-templated transcription. The transcript has 2 exons. The coding region runs from base 1 to 1506 and encodes 501 amino acids. The record is from RefSeq and is a predicted model, not a curated record.